This is a messenger RNA of Lucilia cuprina (Australian sheep blowfly), 5404 nucleotides long. Its product is annotated as homeotic protein spalt-major. Gene Ontology annotation, biological process: regulation of transcription by RNA polymerase II. The transcript has 5 exons. Lineage: Eukaryota; Metazoa; Arthropoda; Insecta; Diptera; Calliphoridae. Gene Ontology annotation, cellular component: nucleus. Gene Ontology annotation, molecular function: RNA polymerase II cis-regulatory region sequence-specific DNA binding; DNA-binding transcription factor activity, RNA polymerase II-specific. The record is from RefSeq and is a predicted model, not a curated record. Bases 120 to 4565 code for a protein of 1481 amino acids.
UGAAAACAAAAAUAUUUUAACGCGUGUGUUCUAAAAAAGAAAGCUUUUUAAAGUUUUGAAAAGUUUUGUUUUUUUUUUAAAAAGUUUUUCGUUGUGCUUAUUUUCUGGUAUCUUCUCUAAUGAAAAAUAUUUUAUCAACUGUUUUGUGUGAAAUGAGAAGUGAUUUUAAGGAAACCCAUCAAGAAACCAUUAAUAAAAUGAUACAAUUUGGUACUGUCAAAUAUGGAAUUGUUAAACAAUUAAAAGAUCGUGCUAAAAGCACUGAAAAAGAUUCAGCCAGUGAUCAUGAGGAGAAUGGUACAUGUUCACCUUUGGCUGCCACAACCGCCAAUGAAGAUAGUGAUUGCGAUAGAGCAGAAUUAACUCAUAUGGCCACUAGUAAUGAACAUGUUAAUAAAAUUAACACAGCAACACCCGCCGAUAAACAACAACAACAACAGCAACAGACUACUACAUCAGAAGGCUUAGUAACAGGAGAAGAUCUUAAUCAUAAUAAUAACAUAGUAAUGCCGUUGGAAGAACAACAACAGCAGCAACAACAGCAGCAGCAACAGCAGGAGUUAAAGAUACAAUCUCCCUCAAGAACAGAAGAAUUAAAUACGGUUUUAACACCCUCUAAAACAUAUCCAAAAGAUCAAGAAUUUCCCUCACCUACACCACCGGAUCUUAACGAAAGUCAAGAACCCCUAAGAAAAGCUCAAGAGGCCAGUGAAGAAGCUAACGAAACUGAAUCUUCAACAAUACAAGAAGAAGAAGAAAAAGAAAACAUGUGCUUAACAUCGGGUAAAUUGGAAAAUCCUACCAACAAGGAUGAUAUAAAAAGCAUAGAAGAAGAACAAAAUAAAGUGCUACCAGCACAAGAAAUGGAAGAAGCUAACGCCACAGUCAGUGCAGAGAAAUCGGCAAAUAAAGAUAUGGAAAUGGAUGUGGCAGAAUCUACUACACCCUCAAUGCCUGCCGCUUUAGCGCAACAAUUUGGUGCCGCACCUGUUAAUAUUGAAGCCAUUAAGAAUAUGCAGUUGGCCAUAGCCCAAGUGGCAGCUAAAACUAUUGCUAAUGGUGCUUCUGGUCAAGAUAAUGAGGCUGCCAUGAAACAAUUGGCUUUCCUGCAACAGACACUCUUUAAUCUGCAACAACAGCAGCUAUUUCAAAUUCAACUUAUACAACAGCUGCAGUCGCAAUUGGCCAUGAAUCAACCCAAAACGGGUGAGGAAGCCAAUGAAAUGGAUGAAGAGGAAGAAGAAGAGGGUGAGAAUGGUGAGGAGGAUACGUAUGAGGAAGAAGAGCGUAUAGCUCAAAUGGAAUUGAGACAGAAAGCUGAAGCCCGCAUGGCUGAAGAUAAGGCUAGACAGCAUUUAAUCAAUGCUGGUGUUCCUCUAGAUUCACUUAAAAGAAAACGUGAUAGCGAAAACGCCGAAGACAUGGAUGUUUCAGCCUCACGACGCAUUAGUGUUGACAAAAGCUCCGAAUAUGCUUUGGAUAAACUUAAGGAUAUGGAAAAUAGGCCCUUGCCUUUUGGCUCCAAUUUAGCCUCCUCCAUUAUAACUCAUCACGAUGAUAUGCCAGAACCCAACUCCUUGGACUUGUUGCAGAAGAGAGCUCAAGAAGUAUUGGAUUCAGCUUCUCAGGGUAUUUUAGCCAAUAAUAUGGCUGAUGAAUUUGCAUUCAAAGAGAAAAAUGGGAAGGCCGGCAAUGAACCGUUCUUCAAGCACAGAUGUCGCUAUUGCGGCAAAGUCUUUGGUUCGGAUUCUGCCUUACAGAUUCACAUUAGAUCUCAUACGGGCGAACGUCCCUUCAAGUGCAAUGUUUGCGGCAGCAGAUUCACCACCAAAGGAAAUUUAAAAGUGCAUUUCCAAAGACAUGCUCACAAAUUCCCUCAUGUACCUAUGAAUGCCACCCCCAUACCAGAGCAUUUGGAUAAAUUCCAUCCUCCCCUAUUGGAUCAAAUGUCACCGGAUAGUUCUCCCAGCCAUACACCUGCCGCCAUGCCACAACAAAUGCCCAGUCAAAUGCCAGCCAUGAAUUUCCCAGGAGCUUCUAGCAAUUUUCCUGGAUUGGCUAAUCUCUACAGACCUCCCAUGGACAUAUUGAAGUCAUUGUCAGCUUCAUCGGGUGCCGCUGGAUUCAGCAAUCCUUUCUUCCCUCAGGUUCCUGGUAAUUUGGGAGAAGCAGCUGUACAAGCUCAAGCAGCUGCCCAAGCUGUUUUGAAUAAAAAUCAGGAAAUUCCUACGGAUUUAAGUAAAACCUCGGAGCCCAGUUCUCCUGUCAACACACAGAUAAAGUCAGAGAUCUGUGAGGAAAAGGAGGAAGAGGAACAUGAACAAGAACAAGAAGAAAUGGCCACCAAACCAGACACCACAACUGAGGCACCCAAAACAUCAACUCCCACUCCUUUGGACAUAAAGAUCAAAGAAGAGAAAGAUGAUUGUGAAAUUGUACAAGAUGAUAUGGAAGAAGAUAGAAUACACACUCCCUUACCAGCACCAGCUACAGUCAGUCCCGCCAUCUCUGCACACUCACCUUCUUUAAUCAAUUCCCUACCCCAAGUACCUAAUAGCCCGCCUGUACCCACCUCAAAACCACCCACCAUUCAACAAUUACCGCCGGUAGUACAACCCAUACAACCACCUGCCAUUUUACAUCCACAACCUUCACCGGGUUCUCAACAUCAUUUGGAUCAUUUACCCACACCCGGACAGCUGCCACCUUCUAUGCAUCAUCGUGAUGACUUCUUUGCCGAACGUUUCCCUCUGAACUUUACCAAAACAUUGUCGCCCGAAAGACACUCGCCCAUAAGAUCGCCAGCGCAUAUACCACGUGCUCCCUUCUUUAAUCCCAUGAAACCUCAUGAUAUGGCUUUAUUGCCGCGUCCUCAUAGCAAUGAUAAUUCCUGGGAGAAUUUCAUAGAGAUUUCGAAUUCUUCGGAGACCAUGAAGUUAAAGGAAUUGAUGAAGAAUAAGAAAAUCACCGAUCCCAAUCAAUGUGUGGUGUGUGAUCGUGUUUUAUCGUGCAAAAGUGCUCUACAAAUGCACUAUCGCACCCAUACCGGCGAAAGACCUUUCAAGUGUCGCAUUUGUGGUCGUGCUUUCACCACUAAAGGCAAUUUGAAAACUCACAUGGCUGUGCAUAAAAUAAGACCGCCCAUGCGUAAUUUCCAUCAGUGUCCAGUGUGUCAUAAGAAAUACUCCAACGCUUUAGUGCUGCAACAACACAUACGCUUGCAUACUGGAGAACCCACAGAUUUGACACCCGAACAAAUACAAGCAGCCGAAAUACGUGAUCCUCCACCAUCUAUGAUGCCAGGUGCUUUCAUGAAUCCUUUUGCUGCCGCCGCUUUCCACUUCGGUAUGCCUGGCGGUCCUGGCAUGCAUCCGGGUAUGCACGGUAUGCAUAAUGGCUUAGGUUCGGAAUCUUCUCAGGGUGACUACGAUGAUCAAAUGGAUUGUGGAGAUGAUUACGACGAUGAUAUGUCUUCUGAUCAUAUGUCCAAUAGCAAUGAUUUGGAACCGGGUAGUGAGAGACCAAAGUCAACUGAUGAUUUCAAAGGUUUAUUGUUUGAGCAAAAGCUAAGAAUAGAUCCUACUGGAGUGGUUAAUACAAAUCCUAGACCUCAAUCGGCCACCUCGAAUGCAAAUUCAAUAAGUUCGCCUCCCACCAGCCCAACAACUGCAUCAAAACCUUUGAGUUCUACACGCGCUACUUCACCAGCCAGAUCAGCUUCGGAAAUGUCACAAGGAGCUUUAGAUUUGACACCACGUGCUGGACCCUCUUCGGCCAAUAGCAGCAUUAGCGCUCGUUCGCCGCUACCUAGCAAUGCUGGCAAACGUUCACCUUCUCCCGUUAGCAAAUCUCCAAAACUACCACAAAUCAGCCCCUCAGCCGUUAUGCCACCAACUUCUGCAGUCGAUUGUCUACCACCCGGUCUACAUCACCACUUGCAGCAGCAACAUCAACAACUAAUGCAACAGCAAGCAGCCUUGGCUGCCGCUCAACAUCACCAGCAAAUGCAACACAAUGCCGUCGUAGCCAUGCAUCAAGAACAACUAAGACGUGAAGCAGUUGCACAUGCGCAACUCUCACCGAAUGCCCCACCAUCGAUGUCACAGCAGCCAACAACUGGACAAGGUUCCGCCACCAGCUCACCGCAAAUACCACAUCCACAAGCGGGAAAUCCAUUGGUAGCAGCUGCCAGACCACCAUUUGGCAUGUUUCCAAAUCUCCCGCUGUUUCCACCGGCUUCCACGCAAAACAUGUGCACCGCAAUGAAUUCAAUAGCACAGUCUGUUAUGCCGGCGGCACCAUUUAAUCCUUUAGCUCUAUCGGGAGUCAGAGGCAGCACUACUUGCGGCAUUUGUUUCAAAACAUUCCCCUGCCAUUCGGCUUUGGAGAUUCAUUAUAGAAGUCAUACUAAAGAGAGACCAUUUAAAUGUAAUAUAUGUGAUCGUGGCUUUACAACAAAGGGUAACUUAAAACAACAUAUGCUUACCCAUAAAAUUCGUGAUAUGGAACAGGAAACUUUCCGAAAUAGAGCUGUCAAGUAUAUGAGUGGUGGCAAAGAAGAUUGAAAUUAUUUUCACCACACAUUCUCUGCUCUAGAGUUCCCAAACAUAUCCUCCCCUUACCCCACCCCCAAGUUACCAAAGCUGUAAAGGGUAAACUAAAACUUUUCUUCAAAGUCAAAUCUGUUAAAUAAGAUUUAACAAAAAUUUAUAUAAAAAAUUAAAAAAAACAAGGAGAGUAAUGAAAAACCUUAAAAAAGCUCUAUCUCUCUCUCUCUCUCUCUUUACGACUAACUCUCCUUGUGCACACACCAACAAACAAAUACAUUUCUACUUAAAACACUCGCGUAUAAAUGAUCUCACUGAUACAUAACAGAUAACGAUGAUACAAAAAAAAGAAGAAUGGAAUAAAAUAGAAACAACAAAACAUAAGCUUUUUCAGACUCUCUUUUGUUGUGUGUGAUGAUGAUGAUGAUGACGACAGCAACAGCAACAACCACAGCAAUGAUGAUGAGAUGAUAACUUUUGUUUUUUUGUGAAAAACAAAAAUAUGAUUGUAAUAACAAAACAACUAGACAGGGUUUGCUGGGUAGUGGGUUGAUUGACUGCUGCGUUAUUGUAAUGACGUUGUGUCUUGCUGCUUAUAGUAAGUCCGUCUGUUAGUCAGUCAUUCUGUAGUUUAGUAGUUUCUUCAUAAACACACUCACAUACUAAUGUACAAAAACACUAUCACUAUAAAGUACUAACACAGCUAAAAAGUCUACCUACACCUUUAAUGAAGAUGAAUGUUUUAAAUAUUAAAUGAUGUAUAAAUGUAUAAAUAAUAAAUAAAAAACAACAACAACACUAAACAAAACAUUUAUAAGAUGAAUGAAAAAAGAACAAAAAAUCAUAAAAAAAUUAAA